Molecule: messenger RNA, 1608 nt
Organism: Penicillium expansum
Lineage: Eukaryota; Fungi; Ascomycota; Eurotiomycetes; Eurotiales; Aspergillaceae
Product: cytochrome P450
Exons: 6
Coding region: 1-1608 (535 amino acids)
Molecular function (GO): oxidoreductase activity, acting on paired donors, with incorporation or reduction of molecular oxygen; iron ion binding; heme binding
Source: RefSeq, a predicted model, not a curated record
AUGGUGAACAGCACAACAUUUUUCAUCGCUCUAGAAUACUUUGAUAUCACCUUGAAAGCAUUCCUAAGCCUUCGCGAAGGAUGGCCGACUCUUUUCACUCUGCAAAAUGUCUUCACAAUACUUGCCUUAUUUCUCGCUGUGUGGAGCUACAUGCCCACUUUCAUGGGAGUCAAAGCCCCAUACGCGGGGUAUUCUUCGAAUUUUGUCCCUGGCGCCUGGGCUCGCUUCCAGUUUACCAAGGGUGCUCGGCAGAUUGUUGACGAAGGGUACAUCAAGGCAAAUGUCAUGUUCAAGCUCUCACGGACCGAUCGUGACAUUUUAGUACUCCCAAAUAAAUACAUAGAUGAGUUGCGCAACUUACCAGGCGAUCGCCUUAGCUCGAUGAUCACGUUGGUUCGAAACAACUCUGGAAAAUAUGGUGGUACCGAAAUUCUGCUGGAAAGCGGGAUAGCAUCCCAAGCGAUACAAACAAAGAUUACUCCUCAAAUUGCGUUGCUUAUGCAUCCAAUGAAGGAAGAGCUCGAUCACGCACUAAGCAUCGAAGUCCCGGAUUGUAAAGACUGGACGUCGAUCAAUGUCCAUCCUUUCUUCGCCAACCUAGUCGCCCGCGUCUCAAAUCGGGCGUUUGUAGGGAAGAAUAUUUCUCGUGAUGAGAGGUGGGUCAAAACGGUCACUGACUUUACUUCCAACGUCGCGAUGACCACUAUGAUACUGCGUGCCAUUCCACCAGUCUUUCAUGGCCUUGCAACGUAUUUCCUGCCUUCAUCGUGGACAGUAGAGCGGACGAUUCGAGAUUCGCAUACCAUCCUCGGCCCAGAGAUUGCGCAUCGACGGAAGGAAGAAGCACAAAACCCGUCGUAUAAGAAGCCAGUAGAUUUGCUGCAGGGAAUGAUGGAUCUUGCAAAGCCCGGCAGCAAGCAAGGAACAGCUCAAGAUCUCGCUCAUCGGCAGUUAGUCAUGAGUUUGGCCGCUGUACACACUACAGCAGGGCAAGCUGCUAACACUCUGUUUGAUCUCUGUGCACACCCAGAGUACUUUGAUGUUCUCAGAGAGGAGAUUCUUACGGAUGUUGUCAAUGACCUCUCCGGAUGGGACAAAACAUCUCUGAGUAAGCUUAAGAAGAUGGACAGCUUCUUUAAAGAGUCGCAGAGGUUAAAUCCGCCUAGUCUACUUGGAUUCCAUCGCAGUGUCGAGGACUCCAAAGGAAUAACACUCCAUGAUGGGAAGUACCUACCCCGAGGAACCCAUAUCUGUAUGGCUUCACAUGCUACGACAAGUGACCCGGGAAUUGUAUCCAACGCGGCCAGUUUUGAUCCUCUUCGUUACUGGCGCAUGCGGCAAGAAUCUCCGGAAAAUGCAAACAAGCACCAGUUUGCCAUGACAAGCAACCAGUUCUUCCAUUUCGGACACGGGAAGUUCUCCUGCCCAGGUCGCUUCUUUGCGUCAAAUGAGCUCAAGCUGCUAUUUUCCACCCUUUUGCUGCGCUAUGAUUUUAAAUUUAAAGAAGGUCAGACGCGGCCAAAGUGCCUCAAUAUUGACGAGUUUUUGUUUGCCGAUCCUGGCGUGCAGGUGUUGAUACGUGAACGGGAAAAGCCAAUUUACUUCUGA